AUGGCAGGAGUUGCACCUAAGGGUUCUCAGUUUGAUGCUAAACAAUUUGAUACCAAAAUGAAUGAGUUACUCACCACCGAAGGACAGGACUUCUACACCUUUUAUGAGGAGGUUUUUGAAAGUUUUAAUUCAAUGGGCUUGCAAGAGAACCUUCUCAGAGGCAUUUACGCAUAUGGUUUUGAGAAGCCAUCAGCUAUUCAGCAACAUGGAAUAGUUCCAUUUUGCAAGGGACUUGAUGUUAUACAACAAGCUCAGUCUGGAACAGGGAAGACUGCGGUUCUGUCUGAGAUAGAGCUUUUGAUUAUCAAAGUCAAGGUUUCCACUACACCCGAUGGCAAAGUGUUGGAUCUGUUUUUUUAUCAUAGAUACCAGAGAUCUUCUACAUACAAAGACGAGAAAGGAUGA
Vicia faba (fava bean) is the source of this 405-nucleotide messenger RNA. The record is from the annotation of a GenBank genome assembly. Lineage: Eukaryota; Viridiplantae; Streptophyta; Magnoliopsida; Fabales; Fabaceae.